CCGCGUUUCCGGUCUGGUGGCUCCGCUCUCCCCGGAGGGCUGUGUUGCGCGCCAUUCUUUUCCCGGCGGAGCUGAGGGAUCGCUGGCCCGGGGUCUGGCGUGGAGGUGCCUGCGCGGCCCUGCGGCGAGCCGGGUAGCUCGGGGCGGAGAGGGUCCGAGCGAGCGCCAGUCCGUGUGGAUUGAGGGGCGGGCGAGGCGGAAGCCCGCGCCGAAGUGGGAGUCCAGGCUACCCCUGCGCUGAGGCAGGGCGGCGUGGGGGCGAGCCAGGCCUCACGGAGGAGGAGAAACUUGGGCGCGGUCAGGGGAUGAACCGAGUGGUUUUUUUCUCGGAAGAGGGAGAGUACUUUUCGCUCAUCAGGAGUAGGUUCAGUGAAAGGAUGAGGUCGCGAGGGCUGUGCGGUGAAGGGGCAGUGGCUGCCGGCGGGAGAGGGAAAGGCAGGCGAGAACAACCCCAGCGUUCCUUCGUUCAUUUGUUCAGCAGGCGCUCAGUUCACAUUUCCUUGACGAUGAUAGUUACGAUUACUUAGUGUUUUCUGUUUGUGCUUUGCGAACACUGUGCGAGGCGCUUUAUACACUUUUUUGUUUUAACUCUAAAUAGUCAGUAAAGGUAAGUGUUUCUGUUCUUGUUUUAUGGUCGGUGAGGAGCGCGGUCACUUACCCGGCACCCUUGCAUUAGUACGCGGUGUACCCAGGAUUGGAACUCAGUCCUGUUGGAGUCCAGAACGCAUGCUUCUAACAGCGGCGUUAUGUGCCUCCCAAUUGAGGUUGAAAGUGAAGGCAGAGCGCGUUCGGAGGGACCACUUGUGAGUCACAAAGGGCAUGAGCGCCAGGGGCCUGUCUAAGGCAAACUCUGGCUGAGGACCAGGAGGUUACCCCUGGCCCAAGUGGCCUGAGGUGGAGGCUCAGGGAAGGCCCAGGAGAAAUGAACUAGGCAUUAAUAGGCUUGGGUUCACUCAGUUAACCUGUCCAACAGAGGUUUGCGUGAUGAAGGUCGGGCAGACAGGUUUGUUCUGCGUUGUGUCUCAGGUUCUCUUGGGUUUUCCUUCAUGGUCAUUCUAAACAGAAGUGUUUCUCCUUUCCUUUUUUUCAUCAGGUAGGAAAAGCCUUACCUGAAAGCCUCUUGGCAAAUUUUGCUUAACAUCUUGUUGACCAGACUAGGCCUUGUGGUCACCUAACGCCAGAGUAGCUGGAUCAAGGAAAAAGGGCACGUUUCUACUGAACUAAGGAGUCUGUUUGCAUGGAGGGGGUCUCCCAGGGUAGAGGCUGGCUGUAUAUCAGAAGCCAGUUUGGAAGGGUUUCCUGGGGGUGACACCCUGUGACACCUGUCAGCUUAAAAUGUAACCAGAUCUGUGGUUUUCUAAAUGUCAUGUGUAUACUGAAAGUUUCCAGUGUAUACCCAGCCAGCUUCAACCUCUCUCUUGAAAUUUGGGCAUGUGUAUCCAAAUGCCCUAAUUCUCUACAUGUAUGUCUAUUAGUUAUCUUAAACUUGACAUGUGCAAAACAACUUUUAAUUUUUAUCCUUCAAAUGUACUGCUACAGUCUUAUCUUUCUAGGUAGUUGGAAGUUUCAUCAUCUCAGUUAUUUGGGCCAAACAUCUUGGUGUCUCAUCCCACGUUAAUUUGUAAGCAAAUCCUAUUGACUGUUCCUCUGAAAUGCAUCUAGAAUCUGACCACUUACCACCUUCUGCUGCCAUCUGGUCCAGAACACUAUUGUGUCUGGCUGUAUUGUUGCUGGGGCCUUCCACCCUGCCGCCUAACCCCUAGUCUAUUUUCAGAGCAGCAGCUGAGCUGGAGAAGCCACAGGUCAGGUCACAUCUCUCUGCAGAGACCUUCCAGAUGCCUCCCAGCUCAUUCAAUGAGUAAAAGCCCAGUCCUGUAUUCUACAAGGCACCCACCCUCUUCUCUCUCGCCCUUGCCUACUCUGCCUCAGCCCCUCUGGCCUCCUUGCCCUUCCUCAAGCACAUCAAGUGGGCUUGCACCUCACAGCCUCUGCACUUGUGCAACCCCCACCUGGGGUAUAUCUCCCUGAUAGCUACACAGUGCCUGCCCUCACUCCAUCCAGAUCUCUGUUCUGAUGUUACUUUAUCAGAGGUACCUUUCCUGGCUGUCUUUUGUAAAAUAUCUCCUACCACCACUUGCUGCCCUCAUUUCUGUUCCUUAACGUCACCUGACACAAGCCUUACCUCCGUCAGCCUCCGUACUGGCUUGUGCUUUGCCUUAGAGUAGGAGCCUGUUCUGCUCGAUCUCAGCUGCUUGCCCACCGCCCAGGACUUUCUAGGUGGGCCUGAGAUGCAGCACAUUGUCUCCCCCAGCCAAGUGCACUACUAGGGACCUGGCUUUCAUCCCAGCACCACUGGCUGCUAGGGAGGCCUCGUGGCAGGCAAGGGAACAUACAGUCUCAGGCCACUGGGUACUUGGUCCACGUGCCCUUCCUGGGGAUUUCAGGUAACCCCAAACUAGGUCUCUGCUGCCACAGACCUCUUGAGGUACUGGCGCAGAUGUUUCAGAGUUGCCAUGGGGAGAGAAAGCAGGUCAAGCUCCAUCACACUGUUCCCCCUGCAGCUCUGCCUUCCUCUGGACAAGCUCAGAGACCCCAUGAUGGCCGUCAGGCAGCUCCUUCCUGGUGGACCCCAGGUCUUGGUUUCUUUCGAGGAUGUGGCUGUGCUUCUCUCCCGGGAGGAGUGGGGCCAUCUGGGCCCUGCUCAGAAAGGCCUGUACAGGGAUGUGAUGCUGGAAACCUACAGGAACCUGGUCUCGCUGGGACUUCAAGGUUCCAAACCAGAUGUCAUCUCCAGGCUGGAGCAGGGGGAAGAGCCAUGGGCCCCACACUCACCAAGAUUUGAGGGGAGCUGGGUCUGGAGACACAGGAGUCAAGGUUAUGAGUCUAGGAUGGAUAAAAGGGAGUUGACUCCAAAGCAGGAAAUUUCUGAGGAAAUAGAAUCUCAGAGAACAGAAUCAGAAGAACACGUAAGGACUGCUUCCAAGGAAUAUGAUUUAGAGGAGAUGAGUAGAAGUGAGAGAAAGCUAAAGAAUUGCUGGGGAACAUUUGCAGUGGAGGGCCUUGGGAAGGGCCCCCCCCAGAAGAGCAGUCUCAGGCCAGUGACAGUGACACGAAUGCAAACCCCCACAGGGGAGGGAGGCCCGAACGGCAGCCCCACUGAGGUGAACUGCUCUGCAGAUGCAAACCCCGUCAGACACCGCAGACUCUCUUCAGGGGAGAGUCUCCGCCAGGAUGUGUCACAUGCAGAGAACGCCCAGCCGAGUGAGGACCUCACAAACCUCCAGCGUUUCCAUGUAGGAGAAAGAGCGUGCCAGGCACCCGGGUUUGUGAAAAUGCCCAGGCAGAGUUCACUUUUCAUUGAGAACCAGAGGAUUCACUGUCCAGAAAAACCCUUUGAAAAGUGUGCUGAGUGUGGAGAAGCUGUCAGUCAGAGCAGAGCCCUCACAGAGCAUCAGAGGGCUCACAGUGCAGAGAAGUCCCGCACGUGUGAGGAACACAGUGAAGCCUUCCCUGCUCCUCCCUGCGUUGCUCAGGACUGGGACCCUCGCACUGGAGAAUGGCCCUACGAGUUUAGUGAGUAUGUGAAGGCUUUCAGUGCACACUCGCCUGACGGUCAGCAUCUGAGAGUUCACACAGUGGAGAAGCCUCAUGAGUGCAGGCAGUGUGGAAAGGCCUUUGGUCACAGCUCUCACCUGACUCGUCAUCAGAGGACCCACAGUGGGGAGAAGCCCUACACGUGUGAGGAGUGUGGGAAAGCCUUCAGUAGACAGUCGCACCUCACGCAGCAUCGGAGAACCCACUCUGGAGAGAAACCGUAUGACUGUGCUGAGUGUGGCAAAGCCUUCAGUGCACGAUUAUCUCUCAUUCAGCAUCAGAGAGUGCACACAGGAGAAAAGCCCUAUGAAUGUAACGAGUGUGGAAAGUCCUUCAGCCUGAACCGAACCCUCAUUGUUCAUCAGAGAAUUCACACUGGAGAAAAACCUUAUGGGUGUGAUGAGUGUGGGAAAACGUUCAGUCAAAGGGGACAUCUUAUUCGGCAUCAGCGAAUCCACACUGGAGAGAGACCCUUUGAGUGUAAGGAGUGUGGGAAGGCCUUCAGCCAGAGUUUUAACCUCGUUCACCAUCAGAGGACACACAGUGGCGAGAGACCCUACGGGUGUAAUGAGUGUGACAGGGUGUUCAGCGCACUCUCCUCUCUCGUCCAGCACCAGAGAGUGCACAACGGGGAGAGGCCCUAUGAGUGCCACCGGUGCGGCAAGGCCUUCAGCCAGGGCUCACACCUGAACCGGCAUCAGAGGAGUCACACUGGGGAGAAGCCUUACGAGUGUAGCGAGUGCGGGAAAGCCUUCGGACAGGUGUCUACCCUGACGAAGCACGAGCGGACGCACAACGGGGAGAAGCCCUACGCGUGUGAUGUGUGCGGGAAAGCCUUCGGACAGGUAUCUACCCUGACCAAGCACGAGCGGACGCACAACGGGGAGAAGCCCUACACUUGCAGCGACUGUGGGAAGGCCUUCAGCCAGAGCGCACACCUCAUCUGCCAUCAGAGAAUCCACACUGGGGAGAAGCCCUACGAGUGCGGCGACUGCGGGAAGGCCUUCAACGUUCGCUCUUCCCUGGUGCACCAUCACAGGACUCACACUGGGGAGAAGCCGUACGAGUGCAGGGACUGUGGCAAGGCCUUCAGCCAGCGCUCUCAGUUUAUUCGGCAUCAGAGGAGUCACACUGGAGAGAAACCCUACGUGUGCAACGAGUGUAAGAAAUCGUUCAGUGUCCGCCUGUCCCUUAUUCAACACAGGAGGAUUCACACUGGAGAGAAGCCCUAUGAAUGCACUGAGUGUCAGAAAUCCUUCCGACAGCGCUCCCACCUCAUGCGACAUCAAAGAACGCACAGUGGAGAGUGA
Messenger RNA from Camelus dromedarius (Arabian camel), 4904 nucleotides. Its product is annotated as zinc finger protein 252. The transcript is spliced from 4 exons. The coding region runs from base 2514 to 4904 and encodes 796 amino acids. Gene Ontology annotation, molecular function: DNA-binding transcription factor activity; RNA polymerase II cis-regulatory region sequence-specific DNA binding. Gene Ontology annotation, biological process: regulation of transcription by RNA polymerase II. The record is from RefSeq and is a predicted model, not a curated record. Lineage: Eukaryota; Metazoa; Chordata; Mammalia; Artiodactyla; Camelidae.